AACUGGAAGAAAACACGAUUCUGGAUGUCACCGGUCCUUCUCCAGAGAUGUUUUUUUGUGUGCAAUGUCCUCAGCCGAAGUUAAAUGCGCCCUCUCCACAGCGGCGCGCGCACGUGCAUUCUAACGGGAAAUUACAAACCGAAAGUGAAGUCAUUUUAUACAACCAAUAUAAAAGUGUACUUGUGAAAAAUCAAGAAUAUGAGAGAGUAGCUAUAUUUCUUUGGACUAUUUUGAUUUUAGAAAGGCUUCUCUGCCAUGCGUCACUGAAAAGGUGGCUGCAAGCCGGAAACGGACGACGAGAUAACAAAGGAGACGAAGGACGAUGAAACAACUCACAAGUCUGGGGUCUCAAAUCAAUGCAUGCACACCUUCUGUAGCACGAGGCGGUGCUGCUUGCCUUCCCGACCGGAUCCAGUGAGGCUAACUCAGCGGUCCAUUCCAAUCGACCUGAGCACGGCUUCGGCCUCAGGUUCCACACUGAGGCGAGGCGACUCCGGAGUCCAGGUGUGGUGAAGGUAUGGACUGUAACUGUGUCAGUGACUUGCUGCUCACCCCCCCUGUCCCAGCCCUCUGGACCCCAGGCAUUGCCUUUCCGGACUGGGCCUACAAGCCCGAGUCGAGCCCCGGCUCCCGGCAGAUCCAGCUGUGGCACUUCAUCCUGGAGCUCCUGCAGAAAGAGGAGUACCAGGGGGUGAUCGCCUGGCAGGGGGAUUACGGAGAAUUCGUGAUCAAAGACCCCGACGAGGUGGCAAGACUGUGGGGUAUCAGAAAGUGCAAGCCUCACAUGAACUACGACAAGCUGAGCCGGGCACUAAGGUACUACUACAACAAACGGAUUUUGCACAAAACCAAAGGCAAGCGCUUCACCUACAAGUUUAACUUCAGCAAGGUGGUUCUGGUGAACUACCCUCUCCUGGACAUGGCCAGCUCCCCUUUCCUGCUCGCCCAGAACCACUUCAACGGCGGGUCGGCGGCGCCGGACUGCAGCCCGGUCACCCCCGAGGCUCUGCAGUCCCUAUUCCCUCGCUUGCCGGAGUCAGUGAGGGCGGGUUCCCUGUUUGAGAGAGCGGGAGGCCCCCCAGGGCCCGAGGGGGACAAACUCAGACUGGACGCUUUUCCGUUUCUGAGCUCAGGUGCCCCUUGUUACUCCAAGCCCCCCUCUCUGCUGGGACCUUACCCCCGUACCCCACCCUUCGACUACCCCUGGGGCUUCAACCCCUACCUCCCAGGGGCAUUCUCCCUGAACAACUGUCCCAAACUGCCCUCCGGCUCGCUCUACCCCUCCCACUUCUACCCAAACCCGCUCCAGAGCAGCCUGUCCCAGCUGCCCCACCCCUUCUCUUCCCUGCUGCCGCCGAGCGACUCGGGGGAGAGGGGCGGGGGCCAAACGGGGGGGACCAACGGCACGGCGGGGGGGCAGCCCAGACUGUGCAUCCCCCCCUACCCGGGCGCCCUGUCGCUCAGCAGGACUGAACAGGGGAACGGGUGCGCGGGGGAGCGGGAGCGGGGAGAGGCUAACAGCCAGGGCAGCGGGCUGGGCUUGGGGCUGGGGCUGGGCCUGGGCCUGGGCCUGGGCCUGGGGGGCGUGGGCCUGGGGAGCGCCGGCGGCCGACAGAGCCCCUCGGAGAGGCGAGGGGGGGUGAAGCAGGACCCCGAGUCCGACUCGGAGCUGGAGAUCACCGACCUGAGCGACUGCAGCUCGGAGAACGAGAACGAGGCCGACUUCGCCGUCUCCAAGGAGGCCAGGCUGAACAGCCGGCCGCAGGGCCUGGAGGGCAAAGCGGCGGCGCCCCUUCCGCCCCUCUCCUCCCUCCCCUGCCACGCUUCUCCCCAUCCGCUCAAGAGCCUGCUGCCUGGCACCCCUCCACCUCCAUCCCUCCCUCCACCUCCAUCCCUCCCGCCUUCCCUCUCUCCCUCCCGCUCUCUCGUGGAACGACACAGGGAAACAGAAGCACUUAAAUCAACUCACAGCUAAUAAAUACACUCUCUGGUUAACUACACCUUUCCCUCUGUCUCCCCUCUCUCUCUUUCUCCGUGGCUCCCUCUCUCUCUCUCUCUUUAAUGCCAUCUUUAUUGUCACGGUGCUCUUUUAGCGCUUAUUUAUUUGUUCCUUCGGGCUCUUCUCCUCUGUCCCCUCCCUACUCAUCCCUCUCUGUGCUGUCGUUUAGUUUCCUCUCUGCCGUGUCCCUGCCCUCUUUCAGUUCACUUCAUCCUUUCUCCCUCCCUCCCUCCCUCCCUCCCUCCCUCCCACGCCCGCGCUCCUCUCCUCCUCUCGUGUUAAUUCAUCUGCAGCCCCCGCCGACUCGCGACUUCGGGCCCAGCCAGGGUGUCGUGGGGGGGGCGCUAUCGUUUCCUCGGAAGGUUCCGGCUCCGUUCGCCCACUCAAAUUGCGCCCCAGCUCAACGAGCCACGCGCCCCCGACUGCGUUUGACCCUUACACCCCCCCCCCCCAUCCCCCAUCCCCCAAUCAGGCAGCUCCCAAAGGUGUUCCAGUCAGAAAAGGAGCAUUUUGAAUAAGUGCCAAAACAUCACGGUUACACAGUGGUACUUACUGUUCUUCUUAGUGAAACAAAAGGGUAUGUUACGCCGGAAAGCUCUACACUGUGCAAUAUUGUACUGUGCAAUAAUUUUUGACGAUUAGUGUUGUGUUGCUGACGAUAACUGUGCUGUUCUACCUUGUGCUCCGCUUGACUGUGUUUGCACUGAACUGCCCUGCGCUAGGCUGAGGUUUGCUGCAGUGAGCUAAACUGCGCCAAUUACAGGGUGAGAUGACAUGCCGUGCUCCAUUACACCAAACGGAGCGCCGAACCACUUCAUUUCAACCUGCACUCCGAGGCAAAAUGCUGAACGGGCAACAAUAAAAUCUGAUGUCAUUUUCCUACGAUGUUGCAGACAACAGUAUACGUUCCAGGAUUUUGGCCGUCGGUUUUUUGGUUGCGGUCGGUGCAGCAGGUUCUGUGCGGGUUGCAGUUUACAAUUUAUUGGCAGACAUUGCCAUCUAGUGGAUAAUUGGCAUUCCUACACAUGACGGCAGGCAGACAAAUUGGGUAUGAAAGGCUUGUGGAUGCACAGAGCUCUGUACAUGUUAAUUUGAAGUUAAUCUUCAGGUUGUUUACUAUAUGUUAUUUAACAUGCAUUCCUUUAUCCUUUUGUUAAUCUGUCUGUAUACGAUGUUGUACAAAAAUACAGUCUUGUUUAAUUCUA
Messenger RNA from Anguilla rostrata (American eel), 3204 nucleotides. RefSeq names its product Ets2 repressor factor like 1 (gene erfl1). Lineage: Eukaryota; Metazoa; Chordata; Actinopteri; Anguilliformes; Anguillidae. Gene Ontology annotation, molecular function: sequence-specific DNA binding; DNA-binding transcription factor activity, RNA polymerase II-specific. The coding region runs from base 518 to 1975 and encodes 485 amino acids. Gene Ontology annotation, biological process: regulation of transcription by RNA polymerase II; cell differentiation. Gene Ontology annotation, cellular component: nucleus. The transcript is spliced from 7 exons. The record is from RefSeq and is a predicted model, not a curated record.